Molecule: messenger RNA, 3059 nt
Organism: Dacryopinax primogenitus
Lineage: Eukaryota; Fungi; Basidiomycota; Dacrymycetes; Dacrymycetales; Dacrymycetaceae
Exons: 10
Coding region: 1-2991 (996 amino acids)
Biological process (GO): TORC2 signaling
Cellular component (GO): cytoplasm; TORC2 complex; plasma membrane
Molecular function (GO): phosphatidylinositol-4,5-bisphosphate binding
Source: RefSeq, a predicted model, not a curated record
AUGUCCCUCAUUAGUGACCCCGACUAUGUCAUUCACAAUCUUCGUCUUAACUACCUCCGUCAUGUGGACGAUCCGUAUGGUCCACGUAUAAUCAGCAUCUCUCAGAAGCAUUGUGCCAAUCCAUUAGUCGUUGCGACUGGUCUUGACGACCCGGAUCUGUGGCCGGAACUGAGAGUUCCGUCAAGUCCCAAACUCGCUGCGGUUGAUGCGAGCCUUGCGAAUGGCAGUCUAUCAACAACGCCACCUGUUUCGUCAGGCAUGGGGGACGGGCCUAACUUUGGAGCGACUGGGCUCAGGCACUCUGAAACCAUUUACGGGAGCUCUAGAAAUGGGGCUGCUGGAAUGCGAGUUUCUGGUAGAUUCACAUCCAACACGCCUCGAAAUCGCGGGCUGGGUCUAGAGGCGGCCGAGCUUAGCACAUCUGUUGGGUCGCAGGUCGCCCGCCUUCGAUCUGACAGUGCUCCAACUCCCUCAGCAUCGACAACAGUAACGAGCAACCCCAUUCCGACUGUAUCUACCUCUCCAGGUGGGACUGAGAGGUUCCCACAAACAACACCCAGGCGUCGCGGUUCCGCAGGAACUGCACUAACUCGCUUCAACAAUGAUAGCGGCCGUCUCCCGCCUUCAACUCCUCUUGCAGGAUGUCCGGUGGUACCUGCAUCGAAUGGAAUCACUGCAGCUGUAGUCAAUCUACCAGUUACACAACCCACCCCAUCUGCUGCCUUGCCGAGUUCUUUUCAUGCACCGAUUUUUGCCCGUGCAGCAGAAAUGGAGGCUCGCCGGAGAGAGCGAAUGCGACAGCGUCUUCCUCUCAGUCGUCCUCUUAUUCCGACGGCACUAAAUCAUUCACUAGCUUCCUCUCAUACGCCGUCAGCACUCGUGUCUAACAAGCCCUCCGCGGACGAGAUCGAAACGCCGAAGAGUGCUUUGACCGUGGACAGUCCGGCAAUGUCCGACGAGGAGGUCGAUGCUGAGGAUGAGGAUGAGGAAGAUGAAGAUGAAGAGGAGUUCAGAGUGGCUUCUACAGAUGCUGUGGAGCGUGCAGAGAUCGGUGCCGGACAGCAUGAAGAUGAGUUUGACCCGCCAGACUUGCUUCGAGCUGAUUCCAGCGAUCAUCCCAUGCCAACUUCGGUCCCGUCUGACGAGCUAUCCCUUCCCUCGCAACCGUCGAUGCAAUCGAUGUUAUCGACAUCGCAGUCUUCCGCAUUUGCAGGUGGUUCCAGCCAUCUUCAGGUCGCAGGCCAAUUGGUCAAUCGUAGUCGAUUAAGUCCAGUAACAGAAUCUCGCUUUGACGAACAGCGUGCUGCUCGAAUUGCGGAGCCCGAAGAUCCAAUACUCGGUAAAAUGGGCUCUCCACCAGAAGAGUCCUUUUUCGAUUCCGGACAACCUUCCAGCCCGCAAGAAACCGUGCCCAGCGUUAUGGUUAGCAGUGCUUCGGAGAAAUCUGUACCGAGUGGACAAGUCCUUUCUCCAGUACCGCGGCCCUUCAUGGCUGGCACCGGGCAGGGCAACAUCAUGAUCCGCUCCCUAACGAAUGAUGCACACGAACCGCCCGAAUUGCACAGGCACAGCUCGAAGUCUUCACCGACGACACAGCUCACGUUCGCCAAGCGGACUAUACCUCCUCUUGCCAUGAAGUCGGCAUUAACGGCCCAGUUGGCUUCUCAAUUUAUGCCUUCGGACAAUCCAUUCACGGACCUUUAUGCGGCUGUAUCUGGACGGGCAGAACCCAGCGCCGUUGCGUUAGCCUUGUACUUCCCUCAUUCACGUCAAAACCGAGACCGGCCCAUACAAGUCACAGUUCGCAAAGAUGCGAGCGUUGAAGAAAUCAUUGGGUUCGGGUUAUGGACGUAUUGGGAUAAAGGUCUGGAUCCCCGCUUGGACGAAGGAUUAUUACCCGAAGGAAAAAGCGCAACUGGAGACAAGGAGCGUGAAAUUCAUCUGAGUACGGUGGGCUGGUGUCUGCGCAUGGUUGAGGAGGAUGGUGAACCUGACGAAGAUUUCCCUGCGCUCGAUCGAUCUAGGCCUAUUUCUAAGUUUGCUUUCGAUGCCUACGCUAUCUGUGAAGCUACGGAAGAUCAAGUCAAGCAGAAUGAAGUAGACAACGCUGCUAUCGUGCGGCGGCCGUCUCGUCUCACGGCGACGAGACGCCAAAACACCGUUGGUGGCCUGGGCAUACCAGAGUCUAAGCCUGGUACAUCUGUUGUUACGUCCUCCGGCAUAACCGCCCUUGCGAACACGGCUGGUUUGUCUGGCCUCGUAGGGCCUCCAGUCUUUCUACGUGUCCGAAUGGCGGCCCCUGAUGCUCCACAUUUCUCUACCACUAUUCACACAACGAGUGAUACCUAUAUUGCCGAUGUCCUGGACGCUGUCUGUCGCAAACGUCGCCUUCCGAACCCCAAGGAGUGGGGCUUGAUGACAUCCGACAUGACAAUUGCCAUACCGCUUGAUCGAACGGUAGCUAGCUUGGAAGGAAAAUUUAAUCUCGUCCUGGUUGCGCGGGUCUAUCUGCAAGAGAACGGGUUUCUGGCACAGAGGUGGAAGACUACAGAUCCGAAUGCAUCAAUAUAUCACAAGAUGGCAGAUACGGCAGAUGUCAAAGGUUCCGUUGAGACUGGUUAUAGGAAAUUCAAUGUUUACCGCAAGAUGCCUGUGCUAGGCAGACAUGAAAGAACCCUUGCAAUCGAUGGUCAUUAUAUUCAUAUAUUCCCUUCAAGCAACAUGCGCGCUUUCGCUAGCAGCUCCAAGACAUCAUCACAUCACAUCACGGCAGUGGUUUCCUGUAAACAGAGCAGAAAAGUGCCUCAAACGGUUAAGUUGGUCGUGAUGAAGGAUGGUGUGGAGAAGCGAUACGAGCUGGAAGCCGAGAAUGUGAAAGAAGCUGCCGAGAUAGUCAGUAGUAUUAAAGGUCUCCAGAAGUCAUAUCAGUUAGAGCGCAACGGCACGUAUGCUCGUGGCACAAGAGCCAGGCGAAGCCGAGUAGGAGUCUAGUUGUCGACAUCUGUAUUAGCAAGGUCAAAACUCGAAACGGGCACCUGUACAUUAGGUUUCGUCUGAAG